Messenger RNA from Aspergillus affinis, 1533 nucleotides. RefSeq lists its product as uncharacterized. Bases 1 to 1533 code for a protein of 510 amino acids. The transcript has 2 exons. NCBI's taxonomy places the organism in Eukaryota, Fungi, Ascomycota, Eurotiomycetes, Eurotiales, Aspergillaceae. The record is from RefSeq and is a predicted model, not a curated record.
AUGUCAGACAAACCUAAUGACCUACCCAUCUGCUCCGUCGUUGGAGUUACCGUUAAUCUCCUCUCAGCUAAUACCGAUCCAUUCGAUGUCGGCGUGACGCUCGAUAGGAGCAAGAAGUAUCCAUUGGUAGCUGCAGACCAAGAAGAAGGCACUUCAUUUCAACCACCAGGGUCGGACGACACCUACUGGUUACCAUCUAACUUUCGGAAAACUGAUAUCGGUGCCCAAAAUGUGGAGGGUGAUCUCUUUGUCGCCACCGGCUCGGAGCUCGCGAGUGACUUGGAGAUGAACCCCAGCCUGAGCAUCAGCCACGCCGGCGUUUCGGUCGAGGAUUCAGAGGGGUUUCGCUACUCGACGUCGUUGAAGAACAACAGCCUUUAUGGAAUAUACAGUUUCGAUCAAAAGGUCUACUCCGUCGGGCUGAAACCUAGUAACGAUGUUUACAAUUUUGUGUCCGAAGAAUACGUUAGUGCUGCAAACGCACUCCCAGACUGGGUGGAAGAAAUCAGCAAAGAGAGUGAUGAAACUUCCCUGGCUGAGGCAUCGGAUGUAGUCAAGAAAUAUCAGAGUUUUUUCAACCGCUGCGGAUCUCAUGUCGUUGAGGAGUGUCACUUGGGCAGUCGCUAUCAGCUGCUAGUUGAGAGUCCUGAGACCGGAAUCGAAAAGAAGGAAGAUUUUCUGCGUCUUGUCAAGAAAGAGUACAGCGGCAUCUUCAACACCGCUGCUGACCCCAAUAUUGCGAGCUCGUCUGAAUUCAACGAGUACUUACGCAAGCGACGUUCCCAAUGCAAGAUUAUAGGCGGAGAUAUAGGGGCAGCCAAUGCGCUCGCACAUAACCCAACCGAUUCCGACAAAUUUCAGGAGUGGAUGUCGACUCGCAGUGCCGAUCCCCCCCAUGCCCUUGUUCAUAUCAAGACAACCAGCGUCGGCUCUUUCUUGGAAAGGAGUGAGAAUGAAGAGCACCAAGAAGCGGCUGCUAAGCUCAAGCCGGCGAUGGAAUACCUUAGCGGUCUUCACACUCUCAAGGGAACAUUGUCUACACUAUUCCUAGCAUCCUCCGGUUGGAUUGAGCUCUCUGUUACCCCAUUGCCUGGCGUGACAGUUCGUGUGGUUGAUAAGCCGAUCGUGGUAAUCACACAGGUAUCCCCAACAUCGGUCAAGGUGCAGCCAGUGGUGAAGGAAUCAUACAUUGAGGUCGGAGUCAUCAUCACAGCACCAGACGAGCAAGUGGAUGUCUCCUUCAGUACUUCCGCAACCGGAUCUUUCGGUGCACUCAGCACCCUCAGCCUCACCCCAUAUGGCCCUGAGAAGUAUCGGACGGCAAUUAGGGGGGUCGCCACUUCUGAUGAAGCAUUCUCGGUUUUGGUUCCAAGCCUGAUUUCGACGGGGCGGUUUGGAGGCACUGGAACACUGAAGGGAACAUUGGAAGUCGAGGCAAGAGAAUAUGCUUCAUUUCAUAUGGCGUUGCAAAAGCAGGCAACUGGAGUCUCUAUGAAAAUGUUGGCUACGGUGGAACGCAAGGAUGCCGAAUAA